AUGGGAGGUGUAAUUAGUGGUGACUCGCCAAGGCACAGCUCACCGGCAUCGAAGUUAGAGAAGAAGAUGGUUGAAGCCAUGCAGCAGAGAGCAUUAAAAGGAACCUCUGUGAAAUCAUUCAAUAGUGUCAUCAUGAAAUUUCCUAAAAUCGACGAGAGUUUGAGAAACUGCAGGACCAUCUUUCAGCAGUUUGAUGAAGAUUCCAAUGGUGAAAUAGAUCAACUGGAACUAAAGCAUUGUUUCCAAAAUUUGGGUAUUGAAUCAACUGAUGAGGAGAUAAAAGAUCUGUUUCAGGCAUGUGACAUUUAUGAACACAUGGGCAUGAAGUUCAAUGAGUUUAUUGUCUUCCUGUGCCUUGUUUAUCUUCUAAAUGAUCCUGCAGUGUCUGAAGCAAGAAAAAGAAUGGGAUUAGGUAGCCUUGAACCAACAUUUGAGACAUUGGUCGAGUCAUUUGUCUUCCUGGACAAGAACAAAGAUGGAUAUGUCAGUAAGAGCGAGAUGAUACAAGCAAUAAAUGAGACAAUUGGAGGAGAGCGCUCUUCUGGGCGCAUAGGCAUGAAAAGAUUUGAGGAAAUGGAUUGGGACAAGAACGGAACAGUGACCUUCAAGGAAUUCCUUUUCGCUUUUACUCGCUGGGUGGGGAUCGAUAAUGAAGACGACGAGGACGACGACGAUGAAGAAGAAUGA
Messenger RNA from Miscanthus lutarioriparius, 687 nucleotides. The record is from the annotation of a GenBank genome assembly. Lineage: Eukaryota; Viridiplantae; Streptophyta; Magnoliopsida; Poales; Poaceae.